This is a messenger RNA of Pestalotiopsis fici W106-1, 2394 nucleotides long. RefSeq lists its product as uncharacterized. Lineage: Eukaryota; Fungi; Ascomycota; Sordariomycetes; Amphisphaeriales; Sporocadaceae. Gene Ontology annotation, cellular component: condensin complex. Gene Ontology annotation, biological process: mitotic chromosome condensation. Gene Ontology annotation, molecular function: chromatin binding. The record is from RefSeq and is a predicted model, not a curated record. Bases 1 to 2394 code for a protein of 797 amino acids. The transcript is spliced from 6 exons.
AUGCCUCGCGUCGCACAAAGGGCGCGCCAGAGCGUUGGCAGCAGAGUCGCUGGAGACUCUCCCAUCAAGAUUCCCCUCAACGAUGACCACUCCGAGAAAAAGGGUCGGGCCAAGGAUCGACAAGCCCUCCAUGAGAAGCAAAUCAACGACCUGAAGGCCGCCGCAGCCACUCCGCUGCGCAAGGCCAGUUUCCGCAGAAGCGACUUUCAUGAUCAAUCACCCAGUUCUGACCCGCGGACGCCUUCGCGACGCGGGCAGCAGACCAUUGCCGAUGAUGAUGAGGUUCUCUACGUUGGAGGGAGCAGCGUCACUCCUAUGAAGCGGGUGCCUAUCCUCGCCAACUUUGAGGAGUGGAUGAAAAUGGCUACCGACAAUAAAAUCAAUGCUACAAACUCGUGGAAUUUCGCCUUGAUCGACUACUUUCACGACAUGUCUCUUUUGAAAGAAGGCGAUGGCGUCAACUUUCAGAGAGCCAGUUGUACACUAGAUGGUUGCGUCAAGAUCUACACCAGCAGAGUCGACAGUGUCGCAACCGAGACUGGUAAGCUAUUGAGUGGUCUCGCCGACAGCAAUAGCAAGAAGAAGGAUCGCGAAGAAGGCGAUGGCGAUGAAAGCGAGGAGGAAGUCGACGAAGACGGAAAUGUGAUUAGAAGGAAGAAACAAAAGAGACAACGAUCUUCUGAGGCGACGCUUGCACCAUCGUUCGCCUCUCUGCAACUAAAGAAGCUGGAACUCGAGUUUGCUGUGGACCCCCUCUUCAAGAAGGCAUCGGCAGAUUUUGAUGAGGGAGGUGCCAAGGGUCUUCUUCUGAACCAUCUCAUGAUCGACGGCCAAGGUCGUAUUGUGUUCGACAGCAGUGACGAUGCCGACGAUGCUGCUGCAGGGCGGAUCAAGCCGCGACGUAGGGAAGAUGUUACCGAGGAGGACGAAGAGAUGCUCGAGGACAUAGAAGAGGAUGUGACCAUGACUGGUCAGGAGCCCGAGCCAGAGGAAGAAGAUGUAGAGAUCGAUAUCGGCUCACUCGGCGCUAAAUUCUUCCCGGACCUUGGUAUCCUUGACAGCCAAGAUGUUUGCCCUUCGCUCAAGACCUUUGACUUGGGAGACCCUUCCGGAUCAUUGGACAUUCCCUUCCUGCGCGCCCCAGAAGAUUGGACGCAAAGCAAAGACGAUGAGACUGAGGACGGACGUGCUGCUGGCGACAAGUCUGGAAUGUUUAUCGAUGACGAUAACCCUCUGGGCUUCGACGACAUGACAGCAAUGGCGCUUGAUCCACAGAUGCGCCCGUACAACGCCCCAACUGAGGACGGAAUGGGUGCUGAUAAUUCAGGGUUCGACGAUGAGAACGGCGACUAUAUGGUGCGCAUGGCUCAUGGUAAGGGCUCUGACAAGACGCAUGAAGAUAUUCUCAGCUAUUUUGACCAAGCCCUACAAAAGAAUUGGGCUGGGCCGGAACACUGGAGAAUCAGAAAGAUCAAGGAUGCCAACAAGACGGAGCCUACCCGCCAGCGCAAGGAAAAGGAGCCCUUCGAGAUUGAUUUUGCCUCGCCUCUUGAUAUUAAGCUCGGAGAGCAAAUCUAUACACAAGCAAGCAGCAACUCUGCCAUUUCCAUGCCCAAGAAGGAUUGGAAAUCAAAAACCAGGAAUCUUCUUCCCGACGAUAAACACUUCAAUUCGAAGCAGCUCCUGAGCCUCUUCUUGAAGCCCAAGGCGCGCCUAAGCAGCCGGAGACGCCUCAACAAGAGUGGCAUGUUUGGAAAUACCGGCCACCAGGAUAAUAUUCCUGAAGGUGAAAUGGACGAGGCUUUCUGGGCGAACAAGGAACCAGUACAGAGUAUGGAACAAGACGACACAGCCAUGCCCAAGGGCGACUACGACGCCAACUUUUUCGACGAUGAAAUGCCCCUGCCUGGGGGUGGUCUUCUGGAUGAUGACGACGAUAUGGAGUUUGCUGAUGCAAGAGAUCACUUUUCUCCUGGACUCACUAUGGGUGGAUUUGGCACCCAGUUGGUAACUUCUACCCGUCGUCUGCGGCCCGAAUAUGUACAAUAUGCCCGCGUGGCCAAGAAGGUCGAUGUACGGCGGUUGAAAGAAGAAUUAUGGAAGGGUAUUGGCUUUGAAAAGCUCGACGAUCAGCUACCUCCUACACCAGCAGAGGGAUCUCCAGCCGUCGAGGAUACGCCGGCAGCAGAUACCACGCUCAAAUUUACAGACGUCAUGAACGACUUGCAAUCAGUAUACGCCAAGCCAGUCAUGGACGACAUCUCGACGAGUUUCUGCUUCAUCUGCUUGUUACAUUUGGCCAACGAAAAGGGCUUGGUCAUUGAAAAUACACCAGAGCUCAUGGAGUUGGAUAUCAGGAAAGACUGGAAUGCAGAGGUCUCUGAGGAAGGCUAA